Exophiala viscosa is the source of this 1769-nucleotide messenger RNA. Its product is annotated as N-acetylglucosamine-6-phosphate deacetylase. Bases 296 to 1669 code for a protein of 457 amino acids. The transcript has a single exon. The record is from RefSeq and is a predicted model, not a curated record. NCBI's taxonomy places the organism in Eukaryota, Fungi, Ascomycota, Eurotiomycetes, Chaetothyriales, Herpotrichiellaceae. Gene Ontology annotation, biological process: N-acetylglucosamine catabolic process. Gene Ontology annotation, molecular function: N-acetylglucosamine-6-phosphate deacetylase activity.
CGCAUACAAGCCACUCAUCUCAAGGCUUGCUGCGCUCAAUUCCGUCGGCUGCCGUUCCCCAGGUUCUCUGGACCAGUAGAAUGUGCUAUAUCGACUCUUGAACUGGUCGAUAUGACGUGACACCUGCUGCCUUCCACUAUCUUUUUUCCUAUGGUAUUCUUUAUUGUUGCUCACUAUUGCCCUUGUGUCUGGACCUUUCUCAUUCUUGUAGGGUCACCUACGAGCAAUCAUUCCUUCCUUCUGCUUGGUUGUCUAUUCUGACAUACAUCUAUCUUCCUACUUUGCCCUUAUCAGGAUGUCGGCCCCAAACCCCCGGCUUAUCAAAUUCACCAAUGGAUAUCUCCUCAAAGAUGGCCAACUGGUGUCUGGUGAUUUGUGGGUGUCGUCAGAGACUGGACGUAUCAUGAGCCCCCAGACAGCCUUUUAUUCCUCUCGACGGACGGCCGACAAGAUCAUCGAUCUGCAAGGGAAGAUACUAGCUCCUGGUUUUGUCGAUGUCCAAAUCAACGGGUACCAUAAUUUCGACUUUUCCACACCUGAUCCAAACUUUGCGAUCAACUUUGCCGACACGAGGCGACAGAUGAUCAAAAGUGGUCUCACUUCUUUCGUGCCUACAGUCAUCAGCACAACCCCAGAUGCUUACCAUUCCGUACUGCCACACCUAGGCCCGUCCGGAAGAGAUCGGGAGACCAAUCAAGGCUGUGAAUGUUUAGGUGCCCAUAUCGAGGGUCCUUUUCUGUCUCCAGUUCGAAAUGGUAUCCAUAACCAAGAGGUGUUACGCGAAGCUCAUUCCUGGGCGGACGUUGAGGAGUGCUAUGGUGCAUCAAACCUUCAGUACGUUCGGUACAUCACGGCUGCACCAGAACGUGGUGCCAUGCUGUCACUGAUUCCCGAAUUCGUCCCUCGAGGUAUAGUCUUUUCUAUCGGUCAUUCCAAUGCCACAUUCGAACAGGCACAAGACGCUGUGGGUGCCGGAGCCACAAUGCUGACCCAUCUCUUCAAUGCCAUGACGCCUUUCGGACAUCGAGAUCCUGGAAUAUUUGGGCUGUUGGGGCAAUCUACCCCUUCGAGUCCAAUCACAACGCCCAGGCAAAGUCGACCAGGCAGUGCAUCGGCUUCACCACAUGGCUCUCCGAGGUCAUCAACACGGUCCACACCACGUUCCAGCCUCAGUAUCAGCACAUCAAUCUCAGAAUUAGAGGAUCGGGCGCGAUACAGACAACCAUAUUUUGGUUUGAUUGCUGACGGUAUUCAUCUGUCGGCGCAGGCUCUAAAAAUUGCUUACUCUGCCUAUCCUGAAGGCGCUAUCCUCGUCACGGACGCUCAGAAAUUUGCUGGCUGCUCUGACGGCGCCUACGAGUGGCGUGGAGAAGAUCGGUUUAUCAAGGAAGGCAAAGUCCUCAAGUUGGAGAGCAAUGGACGCAUUGCCGGCAGCGUCGUGGAUUUGAUCGAUUGUGUAAACAACUUCAGACGUUUUACAGGUGCCAGAACAGGCAAGGCCUUGGAGUGUGUGACGAGCACCCCUGCAAAGAUGCUAGGAAAGGAUAUCGAGAGGAGCAAAGGCAAACUUGAAACCGGCAUGGACGCUGAUUUGGUCGUUCUGGAAGAGGGCUCGGACGGAGAUUUGAGUGUCCAGCAAGUCUGGAAGUUUGGUAUUCAAGUUGUUUGAAUGGUGAAGUUUUGUACUGGAAAUUGGCUUUGAAAAGUGCUUCAACUCUGGCGUUUGGGAACAGGGGCUACUGCAGAUCACAUAUUGGCGAAACAAAGCG